UCUCUCUGACUGUCUUGCCUUUCUUUACGACCCUAACUGUCCUGCAUAAGGAACAGCACGGAUGAUGCGUGUUGCGCUUCAAUUAUUCAAUGAAAGAAGAAUCGCGCAAAAGAAGAGAUGGGCACCGUUGCUGGACUUUCACCUACCCGGUCAAUGGCAAAAUGUUGUCAGUACACCGUGUGGAUUGUACCUGUAGUGGUGGUUGUGCUCCAGCUUUGCGCUGCUUUUAACUUGGACACGGAGAAACGCGUCGUUUUCACGGGACCACGGGGGAGUUAUUUUGGCUAUUCAGUGGAGUUCUUAAGUAACUCAUCCAGUAUCAGUAUUUUGAUCGGCGCUCCGAAAGCCAACACCAGCCAACCCAACAUCACUGAAGGAGGAGCUGUGUACUUGUGCCCCUGGAGCCAAACUAACUGCACCAUUAUCAACUUUGAUAAGCAAGGUGAUCGAUAUUUUUAUAUAAAUGAUGUGAACACUCAGGUUGAGUUCAAGUCCCAUCAGUGGUUUGGAGCUACUGUGCGUUCCCAUGGUAACAGCAUCCUGGUAAGAAUGGGUCAGGAUUGGUUGGCUUGUGCUCCCAGGUAUUACUGGAGAACCGAACAUGACACACCCUUUGCCGAUGUUACAGGAACCUGUUACCUCUCUGUAGACAGCCUCAAAACGUUUGUGGAGUAUGCCCCCUGCCGAACAGAAAGACAUGGACCUGCUGGACAGGGCUAUUGUCAGGGGGGAUUUAGUGCAGACUUCACCAAGGAUGGGAGGGUUGUGCUUGGAGGACCAGGCAGCUUUUACUGGCAAGGUCAGCUGAUCUCAGCCACCACAGAGGAGAUUGCUAAGGCCUACUACCCCUCGUACUUUCUGCUGUCAGUCGCGGGGCAGAUUCAGACUCGACAGGUGCAGGGGAGCUAUGAUGACAGUUACCUGGGUUACUCUUUGGCUGGUGGCGAGUUCAGUGGGGAUGAUGAGGAAGAUUUCAUCACAGGAGUUCCAAAAGGACUCAUGCUGUAUGGUGUAGUGUCCAUAUUAGAUGGAAGGGAUCUGAAGUCUCUGGUCAACUUAACAGGGGAGCAGAUGGGGUCCUACUUUGGCUACGCAGUGGCAGCCACCGACAUCAACAACGACGGUUUGGAUGACCUGGUGGUGGGAGCUCCAAUGUUCAUGCGUCGAGGGUCCAGUGGGCAUCUGGUGGAGCUGGGUAAGGUGUAUGUGUACCUCCAGAGAGGCCCUCUGCUGCUGGAGCCAAGCCAGUCCCACCUCCUCGGUCAACAGGCCUUCAGCCGGUUUGGCACCUCGCUGGCUCCGCUGGGUGAUCUCAACCAGGAUGGAUUCAAUGACAUGGCCAUCGGCUGCCCCUAUGGAGGAGACGACCAGCAUGGAUUGGUUCUCAUUUAUAACGGUCAUGCUGGAGGACUGAUGGACACGGCCACUCAGACUUUCUCUGGCCAAUGGGCUUCCAGCUCUUUCCCAGCCAGUUUUGGCUUUGCUCUGCGAGGCAACAGAGAUCUGGAUCAAAACGGCUACCCAGAUCUGAUUGUUGGUGCUUUUGGGGUUGAUAAAGCAGUGCUAUACAGGGCUCGGCCAAUAGUGAGUGCCAAUGGGUCUCUUACAGUGCAGCCAUCUAUGUUCAACCAGGAGGAGAAGACUUGUGAGCUGUUCACAGGGAAUGAAACCAUUGCUGUGUCUUGUGUCAGCAUCAGUUUCUGCCUGCUUGCUAAUGGGAAGCACCUCCCCUCUCAUCUAGACUUUGUGAUGGAGGUUCAGUUGGACAGUGUGAAGCAGAACCAGGAGUCCAUCAAGAGGACUCUGUUCCUGGACAGCCAGCAGCCCAGUCUACUGAAGACCUUCAGCCUCACCAACGGAGAAUGCUUGUGCCAUGACACAAAGAUCUAUCUGCGGGGUGAAGAGGAGUUUCGGGAUAAACUCUCUCCCAUUUGCAUUAGCCUUAACUUCAGUCUGGAUCCUCAUUCCCCAGUGGAUCAGCAUGGCCUCAGACCAAUCCUGAAUUAUCAGACCGAACAGCGCAUAGUGCAGAAGGCCCAGAUUCAACUUGAUUGUGGAGAGGACAACAUCUGUGUCCCUGACCUCAAGCUGGCUGUUUAUGGUGACAGAACAGUGGUUUACCUGGGUGAUGAAAACUCCUUGAGCCUGACCUUCAAUGCCAGGAACGAGGGAGAGGGAGGGGCGUAUGAGACCGAGCUCUAUGUUGUGCUUCCCCCAGAGGCCGACUACAGUGGGAUAGCACGCAACAAUCUGAGCUUGACUCAGCUGACGUGCAGCUAUGAGACAGAAAACCAGACCCGCUAUCUUGUGUGUGAUCUGGGAAACCCCAUGAAGUCUGGUACCAGUUUAUGGGCUGGACUUCGAUUCACUGUACCCAGAGUGAAGGACACUCACAACAAUACUGUACAGUUUGAGCUCAAAAUACGAAGUAAAAAUGCAAAUAACUCAGAGAGUGAAGUCGUGCUGUAUGGGCUGGAAGUGGCUGCAUUGGCUGAUAUCAUUCUGCAGGGUGUUUCUCGCCCUGCCAAAGUCAUCUUUCCCCCUCCCAACUGGAGGGCUAGUCAGAGUCUGAGGGAAGAGCAGGACAUCGGCCCUGAGCUUCAGCAGGUCUAUGAGCUGACCCAAAGCCAGCAAACAAGAACCUCUCUAUGUCAUGGAGUAGGGGAAGCCCACCAGAGAGCUACACUGCUCAGUCUCUUCGCAUAGGAGAAGCAACAGCUGCAGCAUCCGUAACUCCUGUCUCAACGCUCAAGACUAUGCCGAUGGUCGUCAUCCGCCUACGAACAUUAUCUCCAGCCCAAAGCUCAAGCCAUCCUCGAUGCUCAAAAAGCAAUGAGUGCCCUUUGAUUGGUUGGCUCAUACAAUAAUGUUUUGAGAAAACUGCUGGGCUCUUUUAUUAACUCACUAGCCCGUUACCUCAACUAGCAAUCCAUGUAGAUUCAAAUGGCCUCACUACUAAAGCCUCACUGUCAUUUUAGUCUAUUUGGCUUUCCUACUAAGUGGUCAACUAGCUCUUCUUGCUGGCACUUCCAUGUAAGUGCAUCGAAGGCCAGGGGGGUUUGCUUGGUAUGGUCGUUUUGGGGGUCUUUGCUGCUGCUCUCCCAGAACAGAGCCAUACCACCAAAUAUAUAGUGUACAGUCUCCUCCUUGACGAAUGCACCGAUAUAAGCGUGUCACAGUACCUUGGUGUGGUGGUCCGCUACUUUUUUGAACAGAAGGGAAAGGUGCUCUCCACAUUUUUAGGGCUGAUUAAGUUGGAGGGUGGGGAUGCCAGGUCAAUAGCCGUUUUGGCUUUCCUUGAGAAAUGUGCCCUCAAAAAAAGAACCUCCUGGGCAUUGGCACAGAUAAAGCAUCUGUGAUGACAGGGGUGCACAAUAGGGUACACAAAAUUCUGAGAGAGGAGAGUGGCCUCAAAAAUCUGGUCCUCAUCUGCUGUGUUUAUCACUCUUUACAGUUAGCAGUGAGCUCUGCCUCUAAGAACACAAUCCCACAAAAUGUGGGGUAUAUGAUAAGAGAAACUUGCAAGUGGUUCUCUAUAUCUCCAAAGCUCAAAGAGGCAUACAAGGCGGUUGUUGUGGUUAAUUUUCUUCUUAUUAUUCAGCCUUCAAUAACUUUAAAGUUCCCCUCCAGACACAUUUUAAAGUAUGUAAAAAUACUCUGCUAUGAUUCAUGUUUUGUUUAACAUGGCUUUCCCACAUAAAAACUUUUUUAAAAACUCUGAAAAGGGGCUGGAAGCACAUCUAAUCUUUCUGCCUCAUUGAGAAAUUCUGGAUCUAUGAAUGCCCCACCACCGCUGCAAGUUAGGUUGAUUUGUGCCGGUGAGAGCAUGUAUGUGGGUGAGAGACAUAGAUCCAUGGUGAGCGAGCGGUGCACAUCAAAAUGGCUAGAGUUACAGGAAACAUCAGAGAGAUUCAGGCAGCCAUACAUGUUUGAACCUCAGUCAGACCCAGAUGAGGAGUCUAUUGUGCACCAAAAUCGGCAACUAGCAGACAUAUCAGAAUGGUAAGCAUAGUUAGCAUCUCUUAUUUAUGUUGUUUGUUAUCUUGUAACUGGCAGUGGCUGACACAGAGUUAGUGGUUGUGAAACAUACAAUAAUAUCUGCUACGAUGUUACAUCCAAAAACUGCACAGUCUACCAUGUUUGCUGUCAAAACUUUCACUAAGCUAACUUAGUGCAAACUCUCGCUCUCUGACAAGUCAGCUCUGUGCUGGAGGUUUCAGGUUUCUUUGCUGGUGGCAUUGUGAUUGGUUUUUGGAUUUGUGACGUCCCAAAUCUAGUUUGCCCGGAGUACGUUUGAAUCUCAGAUUUUAGGGAAGCAGAAUGUGAAAACACCUCUCUAGUGACAAACCUUGCAUAGAUACAUGUCAGUAAAGUCAAGGUCUGACAUUUUAGGGGACUUAAACAUAAGAAAAACACAUUUUUGAGUGGAGGGGUACUUUAAAUAAAUGGUUCCUACAAACCUGAUAGUACUUAAACGGUGAGAUACAGAAGAACGAAACUCUUAAUUUCUUUAGUACAUUUAUUCUUCGGAUUGCAGAAAGUAUAAUACAAAUCUGGAAUACAAAGGGUCUAGAUUCAGAAUGCAGAACAACAUUUCUCCCGGCAUCAAUUUUUAAACCUUUCAUACUAAGCUCCUACUGAUGGGAUGUGAUGUUUCUGGUUGGUCAAUAAUCAAAAUGCGGAAGUCACUGAUACUCAGUGAUACUCUGAUUAGUUAUGAAUUAAAGAUGGGAUUCUAUGCUAUUACACUUUUACCCACUUGGAGUCGCAAUUACACAAGGAAACUUUCUGAUGGGUAAGAUUUUUGAACGGAUCAUGUGCGAUUUCAACUGUCUCUAAGCGACACACCUGUCUACCUGAACUUUAUCCUAGACUCCUGCGGAACAGGAGGAUCCAGACACAUAGAUACAAUUCCUGGCAAAAGGACUUUUACUGUUUCUCCCCCCUGAUGAAAAGUGCUAAUCAGCAAACUUCCCAGGCUCUAGCCAACAAAAUGGCCUUGGCUCCCACCAUGUUCGUGUUGCUUUCUGAUCAUAAAUUCAGUGCUUUCUUUGAUUAAAAUGAAAUACAUCUGGGAAAUACAAAUAAUAUGGUUGCUUUGAUCAAAACAAACAUAUAUAGGUUAUAAAUUGAGUUCAUUUAAGGGGUAAAUAUGCUGGUUUAAACUUGGUUAUGACAAAUAGUAAAAAUAAUCCAUCUGUCAUUAAUAAUCAAUUAAGACACUUCUAAGGUUUAAAAGUAGAGAGUGAAUGAAGAGAGAGAGCGACGUUGGUGAGAACAAAGCAGUGAAUCAGAAAAAUAAAAUCAUUAUUUUCUGAUUGUUUUACAGCGCUUACAUUGUAAAGCACAAAUAACACUGCCACACUUCCACACAAACCUGCAGGAAGGAGCCACAUUGUCGGAUUUUGUGUGAAUGCAGGCUAAGCAAUGCUUUCGCCUCUGCUCUGCCUGUGUGUGUGUGUGUGAGCAGCCCCACUCUCGGUCAAAAAUACACACAAACCAAGUAAAGAGCAGCUCUUUAUACAUCUGCAGUCUCGCAUAGCCAGACCUAUCUGCACACUUUGUUUUAGCACUAUGUCAGCACUGGAGAUACAUCUAUGACACCGACAGAGAGCAGGGAGAGACGGAAACACUGAUGUAAUCUGCUCGCAACGUUUUUACAGAGUCCCGACCUCACAUCCUGCACGCUGUUAUUGGCUGGGGGCUACACACCACUGCCAAAAGAUUGAGGCCCAGAAAUGUCCUGAACACAGCAAACUAAUAAGAAACUAAAAAAAUACGGGCAGAGGGCAGGGUCUCUGCAGACCCCGCCACACACUUCUAGUUAGUGGGUCAUAAGUGAUGAUUUGAGAGGGAUUAUUUUUGUAUGAGUCUAUACAUUGUUUUUUUUUUUUUUAUGAAAAUCCUACUUAUUCUGCCUUUAAUUGUAAUAUGCAUAGAACAGUAUAUUUUCAAAUUUGCACCAACCAGACCAAACCUUGGUGUUACUUCCCGCUAAGUCCCAUUUGGUAGUGCCACAUUCUCUUCACAAGUAGUGGCAAAUCCUCUUCUGUGCAUUUUAGUAUGUAAGCGCUCAUCAUUUAUUAGUGUAACUUGUGCCCUGUGCAUAUGUGCCUUACAUAUAAUACUACCAUCUACACAUCGUGCAAGUGAUUCAUUAGUGUGGGGUGUUGGCUUUGCCAUAGCACGUCACUGUUUAAUGUGAUAUCUAUCACUUCCAGUUAUUUUCAGAAUAUAGCAUUAACAUAAUAGUGCCUGAGCCCUCUGUCUUCAAAACUAAAGUGGACAGCCUUCCUUACUCUAUACUGACUGUCAGGUGGUACAUUUCAUGGUCCUCCUCUAUAACGUGGUAGGUGGUGUGUGAUAUUUCGUCAGCUAGGCUGGCAGCCAGGUUCCAAAGCAAUCGAUAAACAGUUCAUAGCCAAUUCGUCAAGCAUUAUUGUAUUAGUGUCGACACGUCUACGGUCAUCAGCUAUCCAAUCGGGGGCCGAAUGUGAGACAGGAAAUUCAGGUGCCAGUGACUUCUCAAGAAGCAACUCUCUUUCACUUUGGCUUGCCACCAUCAUGCCUGUCUCAGGGACUAGGUUACCCAUGUAUCUCAUUAUGAUGGCUUUGGUACAGGUGAGGAGAAGAGUACAGCUGCAAACCAGUCAAGAUUAUUGGGAGCAAUAUUUGUACCAACAUUGCACCCAAUGGACCAAACCAACCCUGCAAUAGGCUUGCAAAGAAUCUCCCUAUGCCUUCAGAUGGUCCGAAGGCAUCCCUAAUAUCUGCUGCAAUGACAUUAGUGAUGUUGUCAAGGUGUAACAGGCUUCCUCCGUUAGAUUCAAAGUUACACAUAGACUGCCAGUUUUAGCUAAGAUGUAAUCCACGGCCAUCUUAAGUAAAGCAGUGACUACGCUGCGUGUCUGAUAACAACUGGAAUCCUUUAACAAACCAUCAUCAUCAACACGGUCUGAGACAAUUAACUGUGUUCAGAAGCCUUUGCAGAUUACAAAGGGGUGUGCCACAUGUUGGCUGUCCAUAGAGCAUGCUGUGUCUCGAAUCCUGGACCAAUGGGAGGAGCUGAAAUUUCACUUCAGCCUCACCGAGGCAAGAGAGCACUGUUACAUGACAGAUGUUCUACACUCCAUGUACAGUGAUCUACAAAACGUCCUGUACCUCACUUUAAAAAAAAUCUUCACUGAUGUACAGUCUGCUGUCAAGGCUUUUGAGUGGGAGCAGACUGACCCUCUAUAGCUGCUUAACGGUCUUAUUCUUCUAAUCAGCUCAGUCUGCAACAGAGUCAUUAACCCGUUGGCUAGAAUUGAUGUACUCAAAGAGCCCAUUGAAGGGCACAUUAUCACCAAGCCGUACCUUGGCUACCCAUUUGAGAACUGAGCCUCUCCCUUGAAAAUGAGAGCAAUGUGCGGGUGACAUGUGUGAGCUACACCAUAUCCGUGGGAAAUGAGCUAAAGGCAAGGCUCCACAAUUGGAGAUAGUGCAGCAUAUGUCUCUCUUUAAUGUGUGUGUGGUCUAAUAUAUAUUCUAUAUAUUAGAUAUGGCCUGAAGCUGGCCGUGGAUGCAUGCUAUGAGCAUAAGCUGCCAGACAAAGUGCUGGAUCUCUGGAUUAGGGUGUUCCUAUAGCUUGUAAAUAUGUAACUAGUUUGUUUGAUCUUGUAAAUAUUUAAAUAGUUCCUUCUCCCUCCCUUUGUAGAUUUUUUUUUUUUUACUUUUUUACUUCAAAUAUAUGAUGUCCCUGUAGUGAGUAUGUGAUUAUUUGGCUAGAGAUUUCUCUACCUACUUUUAUAUAUGGCUUUAGGUGAUCUCCCUCGCUGCAACCGACACAACCACUAAGCAUUGUUCAAAUUAAUGUUGGAUGACGUCACAAAUAUGCAAAUGAGUGUAUGACGUCAUUUGGUGACUUUUAGCAACUUUUGGAGCUAGUGCUAGCUACUUUCAUUGGAAAAUAGUUGGCAACACUGGCGGAAGCUUCAGUGGAGGUUUAAGUUAAAUGCUUCAUGUACAUCAUGAUUUAUUCGUUAAGUCUGUUUCCAUUGCACUUUGAUGCAUUUUGCUUUUAUCGAUACACCAACUUUUCUACUUAAACCAAGUGUAAAAACCUUUUUGCGAUAUUUUGAGAUUUUUUCGAAUUUCCACUACAGUUUUCUUAUGUGCAAAUUGGCAAUGCACAUAAAAACAGGUGGAUGUAAACCCACCUGUUGUUGUUCUCUAGCUAACAGAAGCUAACUGACUAAAUUUGGUAGCAGUUGUGGAGCUCACUUACUUAAGAAGCAGGGGGCGGUGACAACACCAUAGUCAUGAAAAGGGACAUUAAGAAAAAAUAGCAUGAAAUAAAAGUGUCUUUGGGGAAAAUUCCAUUAUAUAAGAAACAUUUCUAAUAUGAAAUACAAAUGAACCCCUAUAAAACCCUGUAUAAAAUAAUUUAAUAAUAUGAAAUUAUUUCAGAAAUUAUUGGUUCAUUUAUAUAUUUUUCAGACUUUAUUCAUAUGACUAUACAUUUUAUAAUUACUUAUUUAUUCAUUUAAUAUUAAACACUUCAUUGGUUUAUUAUAAAUAUGUUUAUAUGUUGCAGUUAUUUUCAUAAGUCAUGGGAGGGUCCAAAAAAAUAAGGAUCUUGCUUUUUUAUAAAAUAAAUUGAGAUUCAGCCUCUUUCCCCACCACAAUCAUUUUCGUACAGUCUCUAAGGCAAACACAAAUCCAUUAUAUUGUAUGAAAAAGGAUUUAUCUUUAUAUACCCUGCAUCAGAUGUGCAAUGUGUCUGUCCUUAAGCAGAUGUUUGCAGAAAAAAGCAUCUAAGUUCAAACUAUCUCUCUCUUACAGUUGGUGAAUAAUGGUCCCAGUGUGGUCAGUCAGUCGACAUUAGAGGUGCGAUGUCCUCUGAGGGCUCACAACCACGAGCUGCUCUACCCUGUGGAGGUGGCCAUUGAGGGGCCACUCAGCUGCUCC
Molecule: messenger RNA, 8949 nt
Organism: Siniperca chuatsi (mandarin fish)
Lineage: Eukaryota; Metazoa; Chordata; Actinopteri; Centrarchiformes; Sinipercidae
Product: integrin alpha-5-like
Exons: 25
Coding region: 118-2706 (862 amino acids)
Biological process (GO): cell-matrix adhesion; cell adhesion mediated by integrin; integrin-mediated signaling pathway
Cellular component (GO): integrin complex; external side of plasma membrane
Molecular function (GO): integrin binding
Source: RefSeq, a predicted model, not a curated record